CGCCGUCGGCCGUCCAGCGCCAUGCGUAACAACUAGGUUAGGUUCCUCAUGGUAUGCGAGACGUCGUGUUGAUAAAUGCGCGGACAAAGAUACAGAUUUACGCCGGCGAACGUAAGGAACCUUCUGGAGCAGUGACCGGUCAGACACGAGCAGAAAAUAAUCCGUAAUACCAGCGUGACAUCCUGACAGCCGUCCGCGCAGUUGGCGCGACGAGGUGCCGAACGGGGUGCCGCGGUGAGGUUAGGCCAUGGCAAAGUACCUGAUACAGAUCAUCGUGAUGGGCACGCAGGUCGUCGGCAAGGCGUUCGCGCGCGCGUUGCGCCAGGAGAUCGCGGCGAGCCAGGAGGCGGCGCGGCGGGCGGGCGGCGGCAGGCAAGGAGCGCAACACGUCGCCGCCAACACCAGGACCGGUCUCACCCUGGAGGAGGCCCUUCGCAUCCUGAACGCGGAGCGUCCCGAUCAGACGGAGCUGAUCGAACGAAAUUACAAGUACCUCAUGGAGGCUAAUGACAGGGUGAAGGGCGGCUCAUUCUACCUGCAGUCCAAGAUCGUUCGUGCCAAGGAACGUAUCGACGAGGAGCUGAAAAAUCAAGGGACGACGACACCCCCGCCGCCACCUCCACCGUCGCAGGAAGGCUCGACGAGCAGUCAGGAAGCUUCCAAGCAGCCAUGAGAUUCGCCCCUAGUCUAAAUUUACCUACUCUAAUUCUAGACAACUGUACAUAACGUCAUAAUAAAAUACUAGAUUCUGAUAUCAGUUAUA
This is a messenger RNA of Temnothorax curvispinosus, 763 nucleotides long. It is a transcript of the gene blp, whose product is annotated as mitochondrial import inner membrane translocase subunit Tim16-like. The coding region runs from base 248 to 673 and encodes 141 amino acids. Lineage: Eukaryota; Metazoa; Arthropoda; Insecta; Hymenoptera; Formicidae. Gene Ontology annotation, cellular component: TIM23 mitochondrial import inner membrane translocase complex. The transcript has a single exon. Gene Ontology annotation, biological process: protein import into mitochondrial matrix. The record is from RefSeq and is a predicted model, not a curated record.